AUGUCAGAAGACUUUUACAAAAUUCCGGGUCUAUUGCCUAAGGAGAUUCAAUUCAGAGUGCUGAAGCAUAUAAAUGAUGUAAUAGCAUCAAUGGGUAAAAAUAUAAAUAGCUUUGGCUUGGUCCCAAGAAUUCUCAAAUUUCAUGGUUCAAAAAAUGAAACAAGAGAUACAGCAAGUGAAAUGCAUAUUAGAGUGACUGAUGAUGAAUUAGUAGCAAUUCAGUUACUAAAUUCUGAUCAAAAGAUUGCCUUUAAUGUUGUACUCGAAUCUGUUUAUGUACACAAACAGGGAUGUUUCUUUGUCGAUGGCCCUAGUGGUACUGGAAAACCUUUCCUAUAUAAAGCUCUUUUAGUUAAGAUCAGAUCAAAAGGUGAUAUCGCUCUUGCUACAGCAAGUUGUGGAGUAGCUGCAUCAAUACUCCCAAGCAGCAGAAUAGCACAUUCUCGAUUUAAGAUCCCAAUAGACAUUGAUGGAACAAACAUUUGUAGAAUUGGUAAGCAAACAGCUUUAGCAAAACUGCUCCAACAAGCAAAACUGAUUAUUUGGGACGAGGCAUCAAUGGCAAAUAGAAUCUGCAUUGAGGCGGUAAAUGAUCUGCUAAAGGAUCUGAUGGACUCUUAA
Messenger RNA from Coffea eugenioides, 621 nucleotides. RefSeq lists its product as uncharacterized. The record is from RefSeq and is a predicted model, not a curated record. Gene Ontology annotation, molecular function: DNA helicase activity. NCBI's taxonomy places the organism in Eukaryota, Viridiplantae, Streptophyta, Magnoliopsida, Gentianales, Rubiaceae. The transcript has a single exon. The coding region runs from base 1 to 621 and encodes 206 amino acids. Gene Ontology annotation, biological process: DNA repair; telomere maintenance.